CCGUCGGGAUUUGAAUUUUUGCAUCACCGGCUUGAAUCAUUGGGAUCGCUGUAAAGCUUGCAUUGCUGUUAUACUUCGCCUGCUCGUAAUCGCCCUCUACACUUCCGUCGCUUCCUUUUCGAAGACGGGAUCUGUCUCUUGUUUUGUGUCUGUGGAGUCGCCCCGCGCCGUUACUUGGAGUUCGUCCACGCCAUUUCCUCCUGUGCGGCAUUGCUUGCGUUGGCUUUGUUUCGGCUUUCUGUUUGGUAGAGUUCUUGUUCUGUGGUUCGUUUGUCAAUCCGUCACAAUGUCUCUCCGGCCCAAUGCUCGCACUGAGGUGCGCAUGAAAGGGUACAAGUUGGCCGUUGAUGCGUUGGAGGCGAGGAGGAAGAGGGAGGAUGGCAUGGUAGAGAUCAGGAAGACUAAGAGAGACGAGAGUCUUCAGAAGAAGCGUAGGGAGGGAUCCCAGCUGCAUCAGCAGUUCGCUCCUACGCAAAGCUCUACUGCCGAUAGAAAGCAACUUGAGAGCCUUCCGGCGAGUGUUUCUGCGAUCUACACAGAUGAUCCAGCCACUCAACUGGAAGCUACCACUCAUUUCCGGAAGCUUCUGUCCAUUGAACGCAGUCCCCCAAUCGAUGAGGUUAUAGCGGCGGGUGUUGUACCUCGGUUUGUUGAAUUUUUGGGUCGUGGAGAUUUUCCACAGUUACAGUUUGAAGCCGCGUGGGCGCUUACAAAUAUUGCAUCCGGAACGUCUGACCACACCCGCGUCGUGAUCGACCAUGGGGCCGUGCCCAUAUUUGUUCAACUCUUGGGCUCUCCUAGUGACGAUGUUCGUGAGCAGGCUGUUUGGGCUUUGGGCAACGUCGCUGGUGACUCUCCUAAAUGCCGGGAUCUUGUACUUGGUCAUGGAGCUUUAAUGCCUUUGCUCGCUCAGCUUACCGAUACUGCGAAGUUGUCAAUGCUUCGAAAUGCCACCUGGACGCUCUCAAACUUCUGCCGUGGAAAGCCCCAGCCACCUUUUGAGCAGUCGAAGCCGGCUCUUCCCGCCUUGGAGCGCCUCAUCCACUCUAACGACGAAGAGGUCCUCACUGAUGCAUGCUGGGCUCUCUCUUACUUGUCCGAUGGGACUAAUGAUAAGAUCCAGGCGGUUAUUGAAGCCGGCGUGUGCCCUCGUCUUGUGAACCUUUUGCUCAGUCACCCAUCACCCUCUGUACUCAUCCCUGCCUUGCGGACGGUGGGCAACAUUGUUACUGGUGACGAUCUUCAGACUCAGUUCAUCAUUGAUUGUCAAGCCCUACCGUGUCUGCUCGCACUACUCACCAACAACCACAAGAAGAGUAUCAAAAAGGAAGCAUGCUGGACCAUUUCCAACAUCACAGCCGGAAACAAGGAACAAAUUCAGGCUGUAAUUGAUGCCAACAUUAUUCCACCUCUGGUAUCCCUGCUUGCGUCAGCUGAAUUCGACAUCAAGAAAGAGGCAGCCUGGGCGGUGUCCAAUGCAACUUCUGGUGGAACGUCGGAGCAGAUUAAGCACCUUGUCAACCAAGGUUGCAUCAAGCCACUCUGUGAUCUAUUGACUUGCCCCGACCCAAGAAUUGUGACCGUCUCCCUUGAAGGGCUGGAAAAUAUUUUGAAGGUCGGCGAACAAGAUAAAGAUAGUGGUAACAACAAUGGCGUCAAUAUAUACGCUCGCUACAUAGAUGAAGCUGAAGGUCUGGAAAAGAUCGAGAACCUCCAGACACACGAUAACAACGAAAUUUAUGAGAAGGCCGUCAAGAUUCUGGAGACAUAUUGGCUUGAAGAGGACGAGGAUCAGAAUGUAGCACCAGGCACCGAAGGUCAAAACUUCGCCUUUGGUUCAAGUACUGCUGCAGGUGCUCCCCCCGGUGGCUUCAACUUUGGCUAAGUAGUGGAAGUCCGGCACUGGUGCCCUUUGGUGACCCAAGUUUUUAAUUACAAUUAGACAAGUGUCGAGUUCUGGCGCUACUAGUUCGUUACAGAUUGCUGAGCUAAAAGUUUUGGUGUGGGGCCAAUAAUUAGGCUAGCAGAACAAUUCUUUUGUACUUGAAUACUUCAGCUCGAGCUUAUUCAAGGACUGCCCGAGUAUCUCAAAGUAAGGAAAUUUCAAACAACGCAUGAUGUCUUGCUGUACACGUUCGACCUUCGUUAGUUGUUAAAUUUGCCAAAUUAUUUGGUGGUUAUGGCAA
Molecule: messenger RNA, 2186 nt
Organism: Physcomitrium patens
Lineage: Eukaryota; Viridiplantae; Streptophyta; Bryopsida; Funariales; Funariaceae
Product: importin subunit alpha-1
Biological process (GO): protein import into nucleus
Cellular component (GO): cytoplasm
Molecular function (GO): protein binding; nuclear import signal receptor activity
Source: RefSeq, a predicted model, not a curated record